AUGCCAAAGGUGCGCUCUCGAUUGCACGUGCGGAGAAGUGCGGGGAGACCUAGACUGGAGGCCAGCAAUGGUGGGGCUGUUCUAUCAGAGGAUCGUCGAGAUCAGAUCCGACGUGCUCAACGGACCUACAGACUCAAAAAAGAAGCCACUCUCGAAAAGGCCAAGGAGCGUGCAGCAGAUCUUGAAGACAGGCUUAAUAUGGUCGCUACCGCAAUCGUUGACUAUAAAGCUGUGUUUCCGCCUGAGCUAAAAUCUAGCUAUCCUGCGCUUGUUAGACACCUUGAUUGCAUAAGUGACCUUUUAAGCUCGAAUUCUGAACCUCUUACACAGCCAAGGACACAAAAUAGUACCCCAUCAAGUGUUGAUUCUGAUAAAGAUGUUUCACAGCCUAACAAUGACACUGCUUCUAAAGAUAUCCCUAAGAUAAAUUGUGGAUGCUUGAAGGAUUACCAACACACGAAGCACCAGGAGCCUACAGAAGACUCUGUGAAGAAGAGACCUCGACAUGUGUCUUUUAGUGAUGAACUGGAAGACAAUUCCAAUGGCCGUUCAACACGAAUUCAGCAAAUCGCACAACUACACAGCAAAGACAUUCAUUACACAUACUCGUUCCAUGAAAAAGUCUUCCGCCGGAGGCUCCAGCGUUACAGUCUGGAGUAUGCCUUUCGCUUAUUCACCGAUGCACGGUCCCAUCCACUUGAGGUUUACAGAGUAUUCAGAUUGGUUCCUUGCAUUCAAGACAAGACACAAAUGUAUCCUUACUUUCGGAAAUUAGUCAGCGCCGGGGCAAAAGAAGCAUUGGAGAUACCAAACCUUCCACUUUAUUCAAUCGGCGGCGUUGGAACACAUUAUCCCAGGAGAGAUAGUUUGGGAAACCCCAUAUAUCCUGCUAAUAUGAGGACCCCUAAGCGAGUCCUCGGACUCUUCCAGCCCCUAGGAGGAAUGGGCGAAAUUGGCCAAGAGCCAGAUCAUCAGAAAUUCUUAGAACUGUGCGGAUAUGGCGGUGAAUGGUUUGAUAGCCGAGAUGUGGAAGGAUACCUUAGAGAACAAGGUGUGAAUCUGGAUACGUCUUCUCUCUUCCCCUCCUCGACUGAAUCCCAAGGACAAAAUGGAGAUAUGCAUUCUUACCAGACGACAAAUGCCUAUGAUUCCCACACAUAUGAAGAUACCAAUGUUACGACCUUGUCUGGGUGCCUCCAAAGUUUGCUACUCCGUGGAGUUGUUAUCUUAGGCCGGGCGCCCGGUUUUAGACGGACUGACGUCGAAGUAGCCUUUAAAUCAGCAUUGACGAUACACUGA
Molecule: messenger RNA, 1299 nt
Organism: Aspergillus caelatus
Lineage: Eukaryota; Fungi; Ascomycota; Eurotiomycetes; Eurotiales; Aspergillaceae
Product: bZIP transcription factor
Exons: 5
Coding region: 1-1299 (432 amino acids)
Source: RefSeq, a predicted model, not a curated record